AUGAACACUCUGUCUGAAGCAAACGGCACCUUUGCUAUCCACCUUUUAAAGAUCCUUUGUCAAAACAACCCUUCGAAAAAUGUAUGUUACUCUCCUGUGAGCAUCUCCUCUGCUCUAGCUAUGGUCCUCUUGGGGGCAAAAGGAGACACUGCAGUCCAGAUAUCUCAGACACUUGGUUUAAACACAGAGGAAGACAUUCAUCGGGGCUUCCAGUGUCUUCUCAAUAACCUGAACAAGCCAGACAGAAAGUACUUGCUUAGAAUGGCCAAUCGGAUCUUUGCAGAGAACACUUGCGAAUUACCCCCAACCUAUAAGGAGUCCUGUCUUCAGUUCUAUCACUCGGAGCUGGAGCAGCUGUCCUUUGCCAAAGCUCCAGAGGAGUCCAGGAAGCACAUAAACACGUGGGUCUCCAAACAGACUGAAGGGAAAAUUCCAGAGUUGCUGUCGGGAGGUUCAGUUGAUUCAGAGACGAGGUUGGUUCUUGUCAAUGCUUUAUACUUCAAUGGAAAGUGGCAUCAACAGUUUGCAAACACACACACAAGGGAGAUGCCCUUUAAAAUAAACCAGAAGGAGGAAAGACCAAUACAGAUGAUGUGUCAGGAAGACAGAUUUAACCACGCCUACAUAAAUGAAGUACAGGCACAGGUGCUGGAGAUGCCCUAUGAGGGCAUGGAGCGGAGCUUGUUGGUCCUGCUCCCGGAUGAUGGUGUGGACCUCAGCCAGGUGGAAAACAAUCUCACCUUUGAGAAGGUGACAGCCUGGACCAAACCAGACUUUAUGAAGAGCAUUUAUAUAGAGGUUUUCCUUCCAAAAUUUAAAUUGGAAGAGGAUUAUAAAAUGGAGUCCGUGUUCCAGCACUUGAGAAUGGCGGAUGUCUUCCGAGGAAGCAAGGCUGAUUCAUCAGCAAUGUCUCCAGAAAAAGACGUAUAUCUAUCCAAGUUUGUUCACAAGACUGUUGUGGAGGUCAAUGAAGAAGGCACCGAAGCUGCAGCAGCCUCGGCCAUCAUAAGUCAUGACUGUGGCCACAUACCUGCCUUAACUUUCUGUGCAGACCGCCCCUUCCUUUUCUUCAUCAGGCACAAUGAAACCAACAGCCUCCUGUUCUGCGGCAGGUUCUCCUCUCCAUAG
Arvicola amphibius (Eurasian water vole) is the source of this 1128-nucleotide messenger RNA. RefSeq names its product serpin B9-like. The transcript has a single exon. The coding region runs from base 1 to 1128 and encodes 375 amino acids. Gene Ontology annotation, biological process: negative regulation of endopeptidase activity. Gene Ontology annotation, cellular component: cytoplasm. Lineage: Eukaryota; Metazoa; Chordata; Mammalia; Rodentia; Cricetidae. The record is from RefSeq and is a predicted model, not a curated record. Gene Ontology annotation, molecular function: serine-type endopeptidase inhibitor activity.